Messenger RNA from Dicrocoelium dendriticum, 504 nucleotides. NCBI's taxonomy places the organism in Eukaryota, Metazoa, Platyhelminthes, Trematoda, Plagiorchiida, Dicrocoeliidae. The record is from the annotation of a GenBank genome assembly.
AUGUGUGCCACUGCAUUUGAAAUGCAAAGUUCAGAUGUCAUUGGAGUCGAUGGUGGAGAUCUAGUGAUACUUGGUGCCGAAUAUCCUCCACCUUCAUGUAGGGGGACUGGAAGUAGCAAGCCUUGGAGGUGCUUCGAAUUAAAAAGAGGGGGGGGAAAAAAUAUUGGGGGGGGGGGGGGGGGGGAAGGGUUGUGUUUUGGGGGGGGGGGGGGGGGGGGGGGGGGGGGGGGGGGGGGGGGGGGGGGGGGGGGGGGGGUUUGGGGGGGUGGGGGGGGGGGGGUGGGGGGGGUGGGGGGUGGGGGGGGGGGGGUGGGGGGUGGGGGGGGGGGGGGGGGGGGGGGUGGGGGGUGGGGGGGGGGGUGGGGGGGGUGGGGGGUGGGGUGGGGGGGGGGGGGGGUGGGGGGGGGUGGGGGGGGGGGGGGUGGGGGGUGGGGGGGGCUGUUAGCUCUUGCAGAAGCGGAUGCGGAUGCGAGUGCUAACAUUUCGGAUGCAAUACGCGAAUGA